Molecule: messenger RNA, 1071 nt
Organism: Diutina rugosa
Lineage: Eukaryota; Fungi; Ascomycota; Pichiomycetes; Serinales; Debaryomycetaceae
Product: threonylcarbamoyladenylate synthase
Exons: 1
Coding region: 1-1071 (356 amino acids)
Biological process (GO): regulation of translational fidelity
Cellular component (GO): cytoplasm
Molecular function (GO): double-stranded RNA binding; tRNA binding; nucleotidyltransferase activity
Source: RefSeq, a predicted model, not a curated record
AUGAUCAAGGCAGCGAUGAAGACGACGGUGGCCAAAGUCAGGCCCGAGCUGAUCUCGUUCAAUCCGUUGGUGGUUUCCGAUGCUACCACGUUGUCGCAUUUGAACCAGGCAGCGGAACUUAUCCGCACCAACCAGGUGGUGGCGUUCCCCACGGAAACCGUUUACGGUCUCGGAGGCAAUGCCCUCAGCGAUGACGCCGUUAAAGCGAUCUAUGCCGCCAAAAACCGACCUGCCGAUAACCCGUUGAUUGUUCACGUGGCUCUGGUGGAACAACUUCAACGGAAACUCCUCCCCCCAGACUAUUCCAUCCCCAAUUGUUAUAAGGAGUUAUUGGCGAAAUACUGGCCGGGCCCGUUGACCAUUUUGCUUCCCGUGCUCCCUGGGUGUCCUGUAAGCACUCUAGUGACGGCAGGACAGCCUACGUUUGCCGUACGAGUGCCCAGUCACCCGGUGGCUCGAGCCCUUAUAGCGUUAAGUGAUACGCCUAUCGCUGCCCCUAGUGCCAAUGCCAGUACCCGACCGCUGCCUACACGUGCUAGCCAUGUUGUUCAUGACCUAGAUGGUCGCAUUCCGCUUGUAAUUGACGGUGGCUCGUGUGGUGUUGGUCUCGAACUGACAGUGGUCGAUGGCCUUGUGGAACCUCCCCAAUUAUUAAGACCAGGCGGGGUACUGCUUGAACAAGUCCAACAGUACUGGCCGUCAGUGAUUGUCGCCAAAAAGACUGCGGGAAAGACCGAGGCGGUGAGAACUCCGGGGAUGAAGUAUAAGCACUAUAGUCCUACGGCCAAAGUGUGGCUUACUCAGGAUUAUGAUAAGGCUAAACAGUAUGUGCAAGACCAUACUGAUUUGAAGGUGGCAGUGCUUUCCACACAAACAUUCCAGGAGAUCGAGGGGGCUGCUAACUAUGCGAUGGGCACCACACCGGAGGCGAUAAGUCACAGUUUAUUUGCUCUUUUGCGACAGAUGGACGACGAGGGGGUGGACGAAGUGAUUGUUGAAGCUAUUGACACGUCAAAUGGGGGAUUGGCGGUGAUGAACCGGUUGGAAAAAGCCGCUGUAGGCUACCUUUAA